UUCCGGAAGUUGUCUAAACUAAAAAUGCUAAAAAUGUACACUCAACGAUUUUAGCUGAAGAAUAACAGGUUUGGACAUAACAGUCGCUGGUGAUGAAACUCAAGGAGUUGGAGAGUUGCCUGCAGCAGGUGGACGCGUUUGAAGAGCCAAAAAUCCUUCUGGAGCAAUAUCCAACCAGUCCUCAUAUUGCUGGUGAGGUGACAGCGCGUGAUCAUCACACACGGAGCACGUUUGAUGACAUCGAGGGUAAACUGGUGGCAGAUCUGGGAUGUGGCUGUGGAGUCCUCAGUAUCGGGGCUGUGAUGCUUGAUGCAGGUUUGUGUGUUGGCUUUGACAUUGACAACGACGCACUGGACAUCUUCCGAAGAAAUGCAGAGGAGUUCGAGAUCUCUAACGUGGAUCUGGUCCAGUGUGACCUAUGCUCUCUGGAGGCAGAGGCGUACGCAAAAAAGUUUGACACCGUAAUCAUGAAUCCACCAUUUGGGACAAAACACAAUCAAGGUAUGGACAUGAAGUUCUUACGGGCAGCUCUGACAAUGGCAAAAACAGCUGUGUAUUCGCUCCACAAAACAUCAACACGAGAGCACAUACAAAAGAAGGCUAAUGACUGGGGAGUGAAGAUGGAAGUAAUAGCAGAACUAAGAUAUGACCUGCCAGCGUCUUACAAGUUUCACAAAAAGAAAUCGGUUGACAUCCAGGUGGACUUCCUACGAUUCUCCAAAGCCUGAAGCUUUCACUGGAAUGGAUUUAAGUUGCCUCUGUAUUUUCACUGUUUAUAAUAAAUGUUUUCACAAAAGAAAAAUUCUGGAUGUGACCUCAUGACUAUGAUCCGUUUUCUGUUUUGGCGACCUUGGC
This is a messenger RNA of Plectropomus leopardus (leopard coralgrouper), 855 nucleotides long. It is a transcript of the gene mettl5, whose product is annotated as methyltransferase 5, N6-adenosine. The record is from RefSeq and is a predicted model, not a curated record. Gene Ontology annotation, molecular function: nucleic acid binding; rRNA (adenine-N6-)-methyltransferase activity. Gene Ontology annotation, biological process: rRNA methylation. NCBI's taxonomy places the organism in Eukaryota, Metazoa, Chordata, Actinopteri, Perciformes, Serranidae.